This is a messenger RNA of Knipowitschia caucasica, 912 nucleotides long. The record is from the annotation of a GenBank genome assembly. NCBI's taxonomy places the organism in Eukaryota, Metazoa, Chordata, Actinopteri, Gobiiformes, Gobiidae.
AUGACCACUCACGGCUCCGUGGCUCUGACGGACUGGGACCUGGACCAAGAACUGAGGCUGCAGACCACAACGGACCAAAACUUUGUGUCCGACUCGGUGUAUCUGCUCAGACCUUCAUCCAGAUCCAGAACAGAGGAUUUUUCCUGGUCUCAGACCCCAGACUCCUUCAGACCAAACCCGUGGCUCAUGGUGGAUCCAAACAUCGUGUGUCCGCUUCACUACCCCCUGAGGACCACACCCCCAGAGUCUCAGACCACGCCCCCACACUACCAUGAUGCACCACUCCUGCUGAAGGAAAAGGUCCCAUCCUUGUCGACCAAUCACCAUGCACUCAGCUCUCUGCUGCCCCCUGUGGCCAGAGUCAAGAAACCACAGCGAAAACCACGAGGCUCCAAACGGUCCGACAGGUGUGCAUCAGUCUGUGGUUCUUGGCUCCGCCCCCCGGUGAAUUACAGCCUCCUGAUUGGUUUAGCUCUGAAAUACAGCGGCAGCCUCAGAGUGCAGCAAAUCUACAACUUUACCAGAGAGAUGUUCCCGUUCUUCCAGUCGGCUCCAGACGGAUGGAAAAACACCAUUCGUCACAAUCUGUGUUUCAACCACGGUUUCAAGAAAACAUUCGACCGACAGAGCUCCUCUGAGGGAAAGCGCACCUCCUGCUGCUGGUACCUGACGGCUGACGGACACCGCCGCCUCCGCGACGAGAUGCUAAUGCUAGCUCCAGACACGCUAACGCAGCUACAGCGCAGCACGGCUAACCCAGCUAGAGUCCGCAGUGAGACACGGAGAGCAGACGAGAGAGCUGCACAUGCUUUAGAGUGUCUUGCUCAAAAAUCAAACCGUGUGGAGUGUGGUUGUUUCUUGGAAAGUCUGACUGUUUUUUUUAGUGGUGCUGGAAACGGAUCUUGGAGUUGA